AUGUGUGAUGAUAGUUUCAACAUUGCGACAGUGCCUCGUCAUGCUAAAUUUGGAGCACAGACUGGUAACGGUGAUGGCGAUGAUGAGAGUACGUUGGGCGACCGAUUCUUUGAUUUGUUGCCUUUGCAAGCAAAUUCCGUAGCAAAGGCAGAUUUGGGUAAUUGUAUGUCGUUGCGUGAUAGGUGUAAGCCCGUACCAUCCAAUAUUCAACAGCAUUUGGAGCAAAUACCUACAGUUGCAGUUACUGCUACAGCUACAAUAACAGAUACUACUAAAGUUACAACAGUAGGUACAAUUGACGGAUCAGCAGAAAAUAUUCACGGCGAUGCACCAUUUGAACUUAAUCGUCUGGCAAUGUUUCGUCCAUCAUCACGUACACGUUUGUCCGGGUGUCGGUCGAAUACAGUUCUACGGGAAGAAAAUACAGUACAUUUGCCGAUAUGCACUGUGGAAUUGAGUUGCCAUGAAAAUUUUGGCCUAAAUAGUUAUGUGGAUAAGGAAACAGUAAAUCACACUUCAAAAAUUCCUUCCAGUGGUUCAAAUCAGUUAACGAAAACAUUACGUUGCAACGUUUCUCGUCCAUCGUUUCCUACUCAAGUUAGCCAUGUACAGCCCGUUGAAAUGAAACAAAGGAUGGGAUCAGUGAUAUAUCAACCGAUAAUCAAAGUUCGAGCAAUAAGUGCUGAACCCAGAAUACAAAAACCCGCAAUGGGCUUCAUGCGUACAAAUAGUUCAUCGAUUAGGAGAACAACGGAAACGGCUGUUAGAACUCAAUCCCGUGGGCCUUUACGUGUUCGUUCUGCAAGUACUAAUGCUACUGCAACCAAUAAUAUUGGGGCAGAAGCUGAAAAUGCUGUAGGGAUAAAGAAAGUAACGAUGGGUUUUCGUCAGAAUAGAGCGAAUUUAACUAGCAGAACCGUUGUAAGUUCAGGAAAGAUGGCCUCUAAACCAGAAGCAACGAGAAAAUCACUAUAUGCGGGACCUGAAACCAGAGCACGAGCUAGAAUGAAGGAAAGCAAUGAAAACUCGGCAGUGAUGAGAAUCAAUCCAGCUGUAAGUACACCAAAACAGUCGGUGCACACAAAAUCAGUUCACUCUCGUCCAUUGUCACAAAUGAAUUCAAAUAUUACAAGAAAUGCUGUUGCGAAUAGUAUUGCAGUGUGUAACACUAAGAAAGUUGAAAUCGGUCACGUGUCACGUCCGCGUACUCGUGUAGCUCAUGAACCUAUUCGCGUCCGAAAUACUCCAGGAAUAGUCAAAAAUGGCGAUAGUCUUCCACCUGUCGAAAGUGAAAGUCGUUUUCGGCAGUCACUGACUCGACGUCCAAAAGGGGGUGAUUCGCUGGACCGAGAUGUAACUAAAGCAGAAGGUAAAGAAAAUGAUGAAAUUUGGACAGUUGUUGCGAAAAAACCAGAGUCCAUUCUUGAAUUUGCACCCUGUUUGCGAAGUCGUGUUGCAGCAAAAGUAAGGAAAGUGCAGUCUACUACACCUACCAUAUCUGGUACUCAUUUCACAAGGCCUACAAAAACAGGGCACUCGAAACACGGUGGAAGUGAUAUUCUUCCAGCUCCACGUCGACGAACUGAGGCGGAAAGAGAAGCAUUCUUCAGACGUCUAAGCACACCAAAGACAAUUACUACGAUCAAAAAAUGCACCAAAUGA
Messenger RNA from Acanthocheilonema viteae, 1662 nucleotides. Lineage: Eukaryota; Metazoa; Nematoda; Chromadorea; Rhabditida; Onchocercidae. The record is from the annotation of a GenBank genome assembly.